Debaryomyces fabryi is the source of this 909-nucleotide messenger RNA. RefSeq names its product SNAP receptor (gene VAM3). NCBI's taxonomy places the organism in Eukaryota, Fungi, Ascomycota, Pichiomycetes, Serinales, Debaryomycetaceae. The coding region runs from base 1 to 909 and encodes 302 amino acids. The record is from RefSeq and is a predicted model, not a curated record. Gene Ontology annotation, biological process: intracellular protein transport; Golgi to vacuole transport; vesicle fusion. Gene Ontology annotation, molecular function: SNARE binding; SNAP receptor activity. The transcript has a single exon. Gene Ontology annotation, cellular component: endomembrane system; SNARE complex; membrane.
AUGUCUUUUGCUAAUUUCGAUAUCGAAGCUCAAAGAGCAACUUCUGAAGGAAAUAGUGGGAAGAAUAUAGAGAGACAACAAACCCAAUCUCAAAAUGAAUUAGAUACAAUUAUCUAUAAAGCUUCCGACCAGCUUCAAUUGUUCAAUAAUCUAAUAUCUCAGUUUGACGCCAAAAAGAAAUUGAUUGGCUCUAAGAGGGAUAAAAUUCAACUCAGAGAUAAUGCAAGUGCUUUAAUAUCAAAGAUAUCCGAUAUGGAUUCAGCCAUUCAAAUAUUGGUCGAGAAUUUGUCACAUUUAAUUAACAAAAAGCUGGGAGAUAAGAGACAAAUCGUGAAUGAUGACGAUGACGAUUCAGCCCCUAAACUAGAGAUCACACAAAAGCAAAUGGUUAUCAAGGAGAGGCUAGUUAGCGAAUUCAAUGAGUUACAUAAACAAUUCCAGAGGUCAGCAAGGCAAUAUGCUGAAAAAGCAAGAGCUUAUCCAGUGAAGGAUGAUAUACAGAGGCAAGAAACGUCAGACGAGCGAACACCCUUAAUGGAUAAUGAACAUGGGAAAAAUGAGCAGCAGGUCGCCGUACAGGAGCAAACGCAGGAGCAAAUAGAUGAGACUGAGUUACAAUAUCACCUUAUGUUGACACAGGAAAGAAAUGAAAAUAUCAACCAAAUAAAUGAAGGAAUAUUAGAAAUAAAUUCAAUUUUUAAAGACUUGGGGGAAUUGGUGAACCAACAGGGAGAGCAAUUAGACACAGUAGAGGAUAACAUAUUACAGCUAUCUGGUAACACCCAGCAAGCAGAAAGAGAAUUAAUGAAAGCGCAUGAAUACCAAAAGAAAAAGAGUAAAUGGAGCUGUAUAUUACUUUUUGCUCUAUGUAUAUUUGUCCUAGUAAUAGUUUUAGCUGUUCUUAGCUGA